CUUACCCUGAGCAAAGACAUGGCAGCUGCUGCUGAAAUCCUUUUAAAGUGGACAGCAUGUUAUAAGAACUCAAGUGAAUCACUCUGUAAUUCAGUUGGAAUAUAGAAAUACAUUCUAAAUGGUUUCUUUAUUAGAGACAAUGUGAGUAACAGAGACCCAAACAACAGAUCUGAUGAGGUGUCAUUUUACUCUUUGCAAAUACUGUGAAUAUGCAGCAACUGCCCCAACAUUUUAGCAUUAAGAUUUUAGAUUUUCUUUUUUUUUUUAACUCUCAAAAACCGCAGUGUAAUUCACAGUCUGACGUAACUUUGACAAUAGUAUGUUUAAACAGAGGAUAAUGAGACAAAUAUGGGGAUGAUUUAAGAGAAGGGGUAUUUUAGCCCCUAUUGUGCAUUAUUUGACUUACACCUUUUUGUAUAACUUUUUCAUAGCACAGUUGUUUUGCAUCCACUAUCUCUGUACUGUGCUAAUGAUAAGCAUGUUUUAUCAAUGCUGUGUCUAAAAAUAUGAAGGCGCUUUAUUCAAAUCAUGUAGUCAUUAAUAAAUAAAUAACCAGUGUAAGUGAAAAUGAGUUCUGUAUACAGCAUGUAUAUUUCCACGUGUAGUAGCAUUCUGAGAUGCCAGCUCGUACUGACUCUAGCCACACCCUUCAGACAUCAUUGUGUAAAAGGACAGCAAAGCUUCACAACUGUACAGCUUCAGCCCUCCCAGCAUAUGAUGUAACCUCCCAGAAUGACUCCACCCUCUACCUGCACAAUAAAGAAACACAUUUUGCUCCAUGGUGCCUGCAUACAAGAUCUAAACUGGCAAUUCAAGGUCCUUUGUUCCAGGCAUCACCAAUCCUUACACCACCAGCACAGAAAAAAAAAGGGCAAGCAUGUCCGCAGGGUUAGAGAUUCUUGGGUUGGCCCUGAGUGUGUUCGGGUGGAUAGCAGCCAUCAUCGCCUGUGCUCUGCCCAUGUGGAGAGUGACCUCUUUCAUCGGAAGCAACAUUGUGACAUCUCAGACCAUCUGGGAGGGUCUCUGGAUGAACUGUGCGGUGCGGAGCACCGGGCAGACACAGUGCAAGAUCUACGACUCCUUGCUGGCUCUCCCCCAGGAUAUCCAGGCGGCCCAAGCCUUGACUGUCAUCUCUAUCCUUCUGGCACUCUUCGCCAUCUUGAUCUCCAUCGUCGGGGCCAGCUGCACCACCUGCAUUGAGGACGAAGGGGCCAAGGCGAAACUCAUGAUCAUAGCGGGGGUCAUGUUCAUUAUUUCUGGGGUCAUGCAGCUUAUCCCAGUCUCCUGGUCUGCCAACACCAUCGUCAGUGACUUCUACAACCCUUUGCUCACUGAUGCCCAAAAAAGGGAUCUUGGCUCCUCUUUGUUUAGUGGAUGGACUGCAGCAGUUCUCCUGAUCCUAGGUGGGUCCCUUCUCUGCUGCUCCUGUCCACCCCGGGAAAAGAAAUAUGCCCCAGCGAGAAUGGCUCAUUCUGCUGCCCGAUCAAACCCACCCAGUGGCUACGACAAGAAAGACUACGUCUAAACCUCAAAAUCGGCUUUGCUUUGAAGCUCCUCUAUCAUACCUGCUGUUAUAACAAAAAAAAUAAUAAUGUGUUUAAAUGGACAAAUGGAACAAACUCUGCAAUGAAGGUACUGUUUUCUGUUGCUGGUGUUUUUGUCGGGUUUUUUUUCAGCCUGUAGACCCCUGUACAUUUCAUAAAGCUCGUAGUUUGGGUUGCUCUGAAGAUCUCCUGGUGUUAACGUUGGGUUUUCCACCUUAAUGAUCCCUGUUGGGGGUACUGCUUAAUGAUUUCCCAUUUCAAUUGGUCAUUUUGUGUCGCUUGUUUUUAUAUUCCACUAAGGUAGUUGCAAGUGUAAAUUGUAAAGCUUAGCUACCAGAACCAUAUCAGUUCUCUGAUAAUGGCUGUCAAGGAGCAAGUAGGUUCAUUUGUCUUUUCUUUUGGUUUACCUGUUGCAUGUAUUUAACAAACAAACAAAAAAAUAAUAAUUUAAGGGAUCACUUACCUGGGUAAAAUAUUUGAAGAAUGUUCUGUUUCAAUGUUACUGUUUAGUGAUGUGCAAAUGAACAACAGCUACAUAUGGAAAAAAAAAAAAAAGUGUAUUUUACAAAAAUAAAUAACAAUUUACUGUUUUCUUUUGUUAUUGAUGAACUGAUAUAAGUUCAUAGUGGUUAAUAUGCAGGUAUGUGCAGGAAAUGAAAGAGAAGCCUUAAGGUACAAAUCAUUAAAAUAGCCCCUGAAGAUAUAUAAAAAGAAUGUUUGCCCUGAGCAAAGACAUGGCAGCUGCUGCUGAAAUCCUUUUAAAGUGGACAGCAUGUUAUAAGAACUCAAGUGAAUCACUCUGUAAUUCAGUUGGAAUAUAGAAAUACAUUCUAAAUGGUUUCUUUAUUAGAGACAAUGUGAGUAACAGAGACCCAAACAACAAAUCUGAUGAGGUGUCAUUUUACUCUUUGCAAAUACUGUGAAUAUGCAGCAACUGCCCCAACAUUUUAGCAUUAAGAUCUGAGAUUUUCUUUUUUUUUUUUUUUAACUCCUAAAAACUGCAGUGUAAUUCACAGUCUGAAGUAACUUUGAAAAUAUUAUGUUUAAACAGAGGACAACAAGACACACCUGUAAUUUCACCUCGAUCUAAGAACCAUUGUUUGUUGCUCUGUAAGGAAAAGCAUAUACUUUCAUGUUGUUCUUCAUUGUUUUUGUGUUCCACACUUUUGUUUAAUAUUUUCAAGAGCACACUAUAUAGUUUGUCCAUUUCUUUUAACUCUAAGUGACCUAUUUCUUUGUUUACAACAAAUAUUGUCUCUAUUAAAGGGUACACAAGUUCCUUUUUAUUUUAUUGUGUUACAUGUUCUCCUGUGUUGGUACAACUGUUUACGUAAGGUGUGUGUA
Molecule: messenger RNA, 2888 nt
Organism: Polyodon spathula (Mississippi paddlefish)
Lineage: Eukaryota; Metazoa; Chordata; Actinopteri; Acipenseriformes; Polyodontidae
Product: claudin-3-like
Exons: 1
Coding region: 878-1525 (215 amino acids)
Biological process (GO): bicellular tight junction assembly; cell adhesion
Cellular component (GO): plasma membrane; bicellular tight junction
Molecular function (GO): structural molecule activity
Source: RefSeq, a predicted model, not a curated record